GUGGCAUAGCAGAUACUUUUUAUUGCAGUGUGCUGUGUUCCUGACGUGCGUCCACUCUUUCCUCCAUUUUCCCUCACUCUUGGGAAAAAUGGAAGUCUGGAAGCGCCCGACGAGAACUAGACGAGGAAAUCUAAACCAUCAGAAAAGGAAAACCGUCACCAGAGGCUGGAUCAGAAAACUAGAAGAUAGGAGCGAGGGUGGGACUGGUGUACACUGGGUACCGCGGGAAGGCCUUAUCCGGGGUGAACCCAAGGGGAGCUUGGGACCAACCAGGAGUUCCCGUUACGAAGGCGACAGCCCGCGAGCCGCACCUCCCCUUCCCCCACUCCGGCCCCAGCCGGGCCUCAGCUCCGGCGCCGCCACCGCCCCUGUUUUGUUUCCAUGGCGACAGGCAGCGCGAAGCCGGCUCCAAACAUAACGCGCUGUGGAAAACAUGCGGCUCGGGGGACCCCCCCGCAACGUCCGCUCGGGGCAGAGAUUUGAGAGGUCCCGGUGUAGUCGAGGCCAUGUGCAGUUUGGCAAGAGCCCCCAAAGGCCGUUAAGCCGCACCAGAUGCCCCUCUCCCAAGCCCUGCUUGUCUCCGGCGGUUCGUGGCUAUGCUCGGCAGAGGCACCGUGAAUCUCCCAAGCGCGCCUGGACCGCAGCCCUGCUGCCUUACGGGGGCCGCCUCAGGGCGAGCCCUCGGCGCUCCUCAGAAGGGCAAUGCUCCACCUCCUCCAGUACAGUCUCUUCUCCAGCCGCGAAAAGCCACGCCUCCCUAGACCUCAAACUCCGACUGGCUACACAGGCAGAGGCCAGGGGCUGUUCCUCCUGGCGAGAGAAGGCGGACGCUUAUGAGAGGGUGCUUCCGGGUCAGAGAAUGUGCAAGAUGGCGGCGCCCAUGGAGCUAUUCUGCUGGUCUGGGGGCUGGGGAUUGCCGUCGGUGGACCUGGAUAGUCUGACCGUGCUGACCUAUACCAGAUUUACAUGUGCUCCACUGAAGGUACACAAGCUCAACAAUCCUUGGCAGAGCCCUUCAGGUAUACAGUCCCUGUAGGGAAGGGGAUGUGCAAGGGGGGGAACAGGAGGCAGGAAUGUAAGGCAAAUCAGUAUGACUAGGCAAGCUAGAUCUUUUCAAUAUCUUUCAAUAUUAGGGACUCUGCCUGCUCUUCGAACCAGUUGUGGAAAAGUCAUCACAGUACCACAGAAGAUCAUCACCCACCUUCGUAAAGAGAAGUAUAAUGCUGACUACGAUCUGUCAGCUCGACAAGGAGCAGAUACCUUAGCCUUCAUUUCUCUGCUGGAGGAGAAACUACUCCCUAUGCUAAUCCAUACUUUUUGGAUAGAUGCCAAGAACUAUGUGGAAGUGACCCGAAAGUGGUAUGCAGAGGUUAUGCCCUUUCCCCUCAACUUCUUCAUGCCUGGCCGCAUGCAACGCCGGCACAUGAAGCGGCUGCAGCUACUGUAUGGCGAGCACAGAUUGGAGAGCGAGGAGGAACUAGAAAAAGAGCUGUAUCAGGAGGCUCGGGAGUGCCUAACCCUUCUCUCUCAUCGUCUGGGCUCUCGGAAGUUCUUCUUUGGAGAUGCCCCUGCCUCCCUGGACGCCUUUGUUUUUAGCCAUUUGGUCCUGCUGCUGCAGGCAAAGCUGCCCAAUGGGAAGCUGCAGGCCCACCUUCGGGGGCUGCAGAACCUCUGUGUCUACUGCACCCACAUCCUCAACCUCUACUUUCCCCGGGAUGCAACUGACGUGCCGCCACCUCCAUGCCAGACACCAGCAGGCCCUGAGACCGAGGAGGAGCCAUACCGGCGGCGGACCCAGAUUCUAUCUGUGCUGGCAGGGCUGGCAGCCAUGGUGGGCUAUGCCUUGCUCAGUGGCAUUGUUUCCAUCCAGCGUGCAAGCCCUGCUCGGGCCCCGUGCACACGGUCCUUGGACUUGGCUGAGGAGGAUGAAGAGGACUGAUGUUCUUGUUCCCAGGACUGAUUUUUCUAUUCAUGCAUUCCAAAUGCCCCUUUGUCCCCCCAUUGUUGGAGCAGCCAAAAAUGGGGUGCUAUCCUCAGAAUAAAAUUGUUUACACUA
Molecule: messenger RNA, 2056 nt
Organism: Rattus rattus (black rat)
Lineage: Eukaryota; Metazoa; Chordata; Mammalia; Rodentia; Muridae
Gene: Mtx1
Product: metaxin 1
Biological process (GO): mitochondrion organization
Cellular component (GO): SAM complex
Source: RefSeq, a predicted model, not a curated record